Mesorhabditis belari is the source of this 456-nucleotide messenger RNA. Lineage: Eukaryota; Metazoa; Nematoda; Chromadorea; Rhabditida; Rhabditidae. The record is from the annotation of a GenBank genome assembly.
AUGGACAAUACGAACUCUAACCCGGGCAGUACCCGAAAGUUAGGGGGUCGUCGGCGAGUAUCGAGCGAAUCGAUCUCUCAAUUUGCUCACAGAACAGAAAUCACUCGCAGAAUGUCCCAAAUCGCUCGAUACUUCACGCGUUACAGUGCAAAAGAAUGGCAGAAUUACUUCCUCUCGACGCACUUUUGGGGCCCUGUUGCCAAUUGGGGUUUACCGUUGGCUGCUAUUGCUGAUUUAAAAAAAAAUCCCGAUAUGAUCUCGCCUAACAUGACUUCAGCUCUGGUUAUUUACUCUUCGGUCUUCAUGAGAUUUGCUUGGCAUGUGCAGCCACGAAAUUUACUACUUUUCGCUUGUCAUUUUACAAACUUCAGUGCACAAAGUGGACAGAUGCUCCGCUAUCUUAAUCACAACUAUCUACACGUGAUCGAGGAUCCAGCCCUUAAGAAGCAAGCUCAA